Messenger RNA from Effrenium voratum, 1243 nucleotides. NCBI's taxonomy places the organism in Eukaryota, Dinophyceae, Suessiales, Symbiodiniaceae. The record is from the annotation of a GenBank genome assembly.
ACUGCAGACCGUUUUCCAUGCCGUGACUCAUGGCGCAUGUCGGUGCCCAAUGGCAUCCCAGACCCGGCAGCCUUGCACACAGCACUGGAAGAGGUGCGAGAGCAGAAGGCGCGGCAGCAAGCAGCGCUGCAGGCCGCAGGGCUUCAAGGUCAAGAGCUGCUGGCAGAGGAGCAAGCGCUUCAGAACCGGCUGGAUGCUGGGCGAGUCACGAACGGUGCAGAGUUCUCCAACAUUUUUUCGGAGAAGAGUGCCGGCACGAGCUCGCGGAGCACGCCCCGACUUCUUUUCGUCCGCGGACGAGCGUGGAGCGCCUGCAGCUGCAGAACCAGGAGCUGGCUGAGGAGUUGGAGGACUUGGAGCGGCAGAGUCGGGAGCUCUCGAGCCGAGAGAGCUUUCUGCGCAACGAGGUGGCGGAGGCGCACCACUUGGAGGAGGAGGAGGCCGCCAGGUGGCACCAGGAGGAGAGGUGCCUCCGGCAAGAGCUGCAAGACGCGCAGCAGCAGGAGUCCUCGCUGCUAAAAGCGCUGCAGCAGAAGGCCCGAAGCGUCAACGAGAGGAACCAGAAGCUCCGGGAGGAACUGCGAGUGGAAGAGGAGAAGACCCAGCAGAAGACCUUGGCCCUGGAGGCGGAGGUAAGGCGACUCAAAGCCGAGCUUUGGACUGGAAGCUUUGGAAGCCGUGGCCUGAGCCCCAGCCGCUCGGAGGCCAGCGAGGUGUGGAACGGCACGGAGUCCUCCAGUGGCAGCUCUCUCAGCUCCAGGCGGCAGAGCUUUGAGAGGCGGAGGCGCAAGACUUGUACCUCGUCCUUCAAGCCCUUGCAGGAGGUGGUGAAGGAGGAUGGCAAACAGAAGGGUGUGGACACGGAACUAGAUUCGGCUGUGACGGCCCUUCGCAGCUCUGUGUUGGGUGUCAUGGACGAUGCGCUGCUCAAAGUGGGGGAGCUGUUUCAAUCCGAUUCGCGACCGGCGCCGGCCCCGGCGCCGGCACCUGUGGCGGCUGAUCGAUCGGGAGAGCCGUCGACCGGACCGAGUGGACCCAACUCCGAGGACUCGUACGUCGCGGCGUUGAGUGACUUGUGGAAGGCCAGUGGGCCCCGCAGCGCGGCGGUCGCCUUCACAGAGUUCGGGGCCUUGCUGCAGCAACAGGUGACCAGCGCGGCUGAGGUGGCCUCUUCAGCGCUGCCAUCCACUCGCUGAGAGGUCCGAUUUCGGAUAGCAACGGAUCUCCACCUUUUGUCUCUGCC